Molecule: messenger RNA, 1585 nt
Organism: Apaloderma vittatum (bar-tailed trogon)
Lineage: Eukaryota; Metazoa; Chordata; Aves; Trogoniformes; Trogonidae
Gene: SUSD5
Product: sushi domain containing 5
Exons: 3
Biological process (GO): Notch signaling pathway
Source: RefSeq, a predicted model, not a curated record
GACAAUUAUAUGCAGAAAGACGGGCAGCAAACAGCAGAGCGUGAAAGCCAUUGAUGUUAAAAUUGAAACCGAUCCCUUUGUGAAUGACCAAUAUGAUGCUUUUUGUGUAAAGGAUGAAGACAAGCCCUGUGGGGACCCGCCGUCCUUCCCCCACACUGUCCUGCACGGCCACACUGGCUUUGAAAUGGGGGACGAGCUGCUGUACGUCUGCGCCCAAGGGCACGUCAUGGGCAACAAGGAGGCAGCAUUCACACUGCUCUGCGACAGCUGUGGGGAGUGGUACGGGCAUGUCCAGCCCUGCGUCAAAGACAAAACUGAGGCACACAUUGACUAUGAAGAUAACUUUCCUGAUGACAGAUCGAUACCUAUUGUUGAGAAUGAACACGUCAAUGGCAAAGAGGAAAUUAAGCAGGAGCAAGAACAGCUUUCCUUCAGUAAAAGUUCUGAGGAAGGACAAACUGGAGAUCCCAAAGGUGUUACUCAGGACACAGACACUUCUGAAAAAGGAAGCAGGGCACCAACAGAGUCCCCCGUGUCACUCCUAAGCCAAAAAAACCUGUUUUGGUUUCCAUCAGAAACUUUCAGUGAGCCUGAAUUGGAGAAAGAGACAGAUGAUUCCACUAAAGCACAGUUUUCUGAAGGUGAUAACCACAUUGGAGUGAAGGCAGCCUAUGAAGAACCUGGCACCAAAAUGUUUUAUGACAGUGAGGAUUUCCCCAUUGGACCCAUUCUCACAACUAACGGUACAAAGGCAGGGAUAGAUGCAGUUGCCAUUACUGACGAGUCGUGGCUGGAUGGCUACCCAGUAACGCAAGAAUUGGUAGAGGAUGAUGAAGAGGAAGGGGAUAAAGUUGAUGGUUCAAUGGGAACAGAAGACGAUGUUGUCCUCACAACUGACCAGCUGAAUCAUGUCGAAGUAAGAAAACCAGACAGCGGCAGCCCAGCUCCAGAGGAAGGUUUAACUCAGAUCAUGGCAGCAACAACGGCGGCAGAUGAUGAAGCAGUCAAAGAGACACUGGUACCGCUUACGUCAGUGAGUGAUCUGGAGAACUUAAGCGUGAGCAGAGGUUAUGACGAUGCUGCAUGGGACCACCCAACUACAUGUCUGGGAACUGUGACUCAGGAGCCCGGUACAAUGACGCUGAUGGACAUAACCAGCUUAAAAACAUCUGUGUCAGAAACCUCUGUCAUGGGCAGCCCCUCCGAUCACACUCCCUAUGCAGAAGCAACAACUGCCUACCCAGCACAAGUGGCCACCACUGUACCACCUCCAGAUACCAUCACUGACACGUCGUCCCAGGAAUUCACUGAGCAAGAAACUCUCACUCAGGGCCUUGGAGAAAAGCCUGUGCCCACAUCCAAGCCAUGUGAAGGAGAGGAUUGUCCCAAGUCCAGUAAAGCUGCCAUCAUAGCAGUAAUUGUGAUUCUACUCUGCUUGUUACUGGCCGCAGCUGUGCUGGCUGUGUGGUUUUUCAAAAAACGGCAGCAGAAAAAUUCUGUCUAUAAACUAAACGGAAGGUGUCAACCCAGACAUCAUUGCUACCACCACUACCACCACCAGCACAUCGAAAUGCAGAAAGUCUAA